Messenger RNA from Oncorhynchus tshawytscha (Chinook salmon), 8614 nucleotides. RefSeq names its product Fras1 related extracellular matrix 1a (gene frem1a). Bases 550 to 7152 code for a protein of 2200 amino acids. Gene Ontology annotation, cellular component: membrane. The record is from RefSeq and is a predicted model, not a curated record. Lineage: Eukaryota; Metazoa; Chordata; Actinopteri; Salmoniformes; Salmonidae. Gene Ontology annotation, biological process: cell communication. The transcript has 38 exons.
GGGGUGUGGAUUGACAUUUAGGAGUGAGCAAGGUUCUCUGUCAAUUAGACAGUUGCUGUGGGAAGCGGAGAGGAGUGCAUGAACAGAGGGAGCUCCUGGUGGGAAAGAGAGGGAGAAGAAGCUAUGAACUAAUAAGGAGCCUGUCAUUACGGAGAUGAGACGCAGUGCAGUGGCGCUUGGCUGUUGAGCGGAGGCAGCUGAUCACCAGGCAUUCCCAGCUGUGGAGAAGACCCGCUUGUCAAAGGGAAGCGCUACAUUCCCAUCUCUGCAAGACCCAAAUUAUACACUCAGUUGAACACUGAGAACUGGCCACGGAAGUGAUAGUUUGUGUCAACUUGUCUUUGAAGAGCUUGUCCACUACAAGGGAAGCAGUCACUACCAUAGAGGAGGAUAACCACAAACUCCUCCGAAAAUCUGUCACAUCCACAUCUGCACAGCGGUCAACAGAACAACCUUCUCACAAUUUAUAACUCAAACUGUCUCCACUUUGCUUUGGUACCCAUUCCAUGAAGAAGCAGGAGACAGGCUUCCAUUGAGUCAGGGACAGUGAUGGGUUUACAGAGAGGGGCACUGCGAUGGGCACUUCCCUGGCUGCUGUUGGUCAUGGCUGGAGGGUCACACGGCUCCCUGGUGAAGACUAACCUAGGGUUGAGGGUGAAGAGGGGCCAGCCGGCCUACCUGCAGGAGGGGGACCUGCAGUUCCACAUCCCCCCGGUGAAGGACGCCUGCAAGGUGGAGGUGGUGCUCAACGAGCCAAUUACGCAGAGGGUGGGAACGCUGACACCCCAGGUGUUUGACUGCCACUACCUGGCUGAUGACGUAAAGUAUGUCCACAAUGGCUGCCCGAUACUAAAAGAAGAUACUGUCAAGCUUCGACUCUACAGGUUCACAGAGACAGAGACCUUUACAGAGGUCUUCUUCCUGCGUGUGGAGAUCAUGGAACCUGACUGCAACAUCAUCAAACUAGGGCCCAAGUCCCUGGUGGUGCCAGAGUUCUACGGCCUGUCCGACACGCUGGAUGGCAACGUGGUGUCCUUCCACUAUGAGAGGAUGACUAGUCUUGAGUGUAGCAUCCGUGUGAACACACACGAGACACACCUCCCGGGUCAUGGUCAGUUGGUCAUUGGGGAGCCAGACCAGCUGGAGGCCAGAGGGGACGAGCCGGAGAGCUUCAUUCCUCUCCGGCAGCAGCUAGAUAACAAGGCCAGGGCCAUGUGUAAGACUGAGGACUGCCUGAACGGCCUGAAGCUGGCAAAGGUUAUCAAAGUGCCCUGUGAUGAGUUCCUGGUGAUGGGCCUUAGGUACCAGCACAUAGACCCACCGUCUCCAGACGUAGACUACAUCGCCCUCCGACUGGACCUCACCGACACCAGGAGCGGGAGCAUAUAUCAGUCGGAGCGGGCCUGGAUACCUGUCCACAUCCCUGGCGCUGUUCCCAACCAGCCGCCCAAGCCAGCCUUCAUGUCCAUGUUUAUCCUGGAAGUGGACCAAUUCAUCCUCACGCCCCUCUCCACUGCCACCCUGGACGCAGAGGACGGAGAGACCCCCAAACAGCUGCUGGUGUUCAACAUCACCAAGCCCCCCCUAGAGGGCUUCAUCACCCACCUGUCAGACCACACGCGACCCAUCUUCUCCUUCACCUGGGUGGACCUCAACGACAUGCUUAUCGGUUACCAGCCACCCAACUCAUCCCACACCCAGCGUAGGAACUAUGAGGUGGAGUUUGAGGUACAUGACUUCUUCUUUGAGAAGAGCGCCCCGAUCAUGGUCCACAUGUCAGUUAGAACAGCAGACACCAAUGCACCCAGGGUGUCAUGGAACAUGGGUCUUAGUCUUCUUGAAGGUCAGUCUCGUCCAAUCACUUGGGAUCAGCUCCAGAUUGUGGACAACGACAACUUCAAGGCUGUACGCAUCAUCACUGUCGACGGCCUCCAGCAUGGCAGACUAACACUGAGAGGUGGCAAGGGUUUCAUGUUCACCAUGGCCGACAUACUCGCGGGCGCUGUGCGCUACCAUCACGACGACAGCGACACCACCAAGGACUUCAUCAUCUUCCGCAUCACCGAUGGGCGCCACCAGACCCGGCACAAGUUCCCCAUCAACAUCCUGCCCAAGGAUGACAGCCCACCAUUCCUCAUCACCAACACAGUGCUGGAGCUCUCUGAAGGCCACACGGCCCUGCUGAGAGGAUCCAUACUGCAGGCCUCAGACAUGGACUCAAGCGACGACUACAUCUUGUUUAACAUCACCCGGCCACCGCAAGCUGGAGAGCUCAUGAAGAUCCCUGGUCCUGGACUCACUGGUUAUCCUGUCAGCCGUUUCCUGCAGAAGGACUUGUUCCACUCUGUGGUCUACUACCGCCAUCUAGGGAAUGAGGUGUUUGAUGACUCCUUCGAAGUGGUGCUCUCGGACUUCCAUGACCCACCCAACCUUUCAGAACCUCAGGUCAUAGUGGUGCACAUCAACCCUGUGCCUGACCAGCCACCUAAAGAGGUCCCUGGGGUGACUCGCUGCCUGGUGGUCAAAGAGACAGAGGUGGUCCACCUGACCAAGAAGCAGCUUCACUUCAUCGACCUGGAGUCCCCUGACAGCGAGCUCACAUACACUGUUACCACUCCGCCCUUCUACAGCAGGUCUUAUGGGGGCCAUGAUGCAGGGAGGCUGUUCCUGGUUGACAGCAUUGCCAAAUUCACCAAGGAUGCUGAAGCCCCAGUGUUAAGGUUAUUCACACAGCAUGCAGUCAACUACAUGAAAGUGGCCUACAUGCCUCCCAUCCUGGACAUUGGGCCUUACCCGCAGCACAUCCAGUUGGUGCUCUCCGUCACCAACCAGCAGGGAACCACAGUCGCUGGCAUCUGCUUCAACAUUACCGUGGUGCCAGUGGACAACCUGGCCCCAGAGGUGCACAUGAAACCUCUGACAGUGGACGAGGGUGGGGAGUGCUGGGUGGGUCCGGACCACCUGCUGCUGGAAGACCAUGACUCUACAGAGGAGAGCCUGAGAGUGGAGCUGAAGAGAGAGCCUCAGCAUGGAGCUGUUCAGCUGGAUGGCUUCUCCAUGAAACCGGGCCAGAACUUCACUGUUCGCGACCUGAAAAGCCUAAAAGUUAGAUAUCAUCACGACAGCUCGGAAACAGUGGGCGAUGCCAUUGAAUUAAUCGCUACCGAUGGGAUUAACGCAAUCAACUUUGUUCUGGAAGUUAAGGUGACACUGAUCAACGAUGAGGUUCCAGUUCUCAUGCCAGGUCUGAAACCUGUUCUGGACUGUGCAGAGGGACAGGAAGUCAUCAUCACCGCUGAGUACAUUUAUGCCACAGACGCAGACAGUGAUGAUAACAGUCUGACCUACAUGAUUGCCCGUCAGCCAUACCAUGGCGUGGUGCGCAAAAACGCCAUUGUGGUCGAUCGCUUCAUUCAGGCAGACAUUGUCGCAGGGAGUAUCACCUACGAACACACAGGAGCGGAGAUUGGACUAGCCCCUCGACACGACACAAUCACGUUUGUGAUAUCCGACGGCCAGGCGGAGAACACUCCGUCAUGCUGUAAUGACCGAGGGGACACAUUGAAAAGAGGCAGGACACAAGUCCAGGAGAGCCUGCCUCUGUAUGACCUGAAGGUCACCGUGUUCCCUGUGGACAGUCAGAUGCCUUCUAUUGCAACAGGAGAUGUGUUUGUGGUGGAUGAGGGGGGUGUGGCCCCUAUAACUGUAGCCCACCUCAGUGCCUCGGAUGUGGACACUCCCCUGGAGGAGCUGGUGAUCAGCCUGGUCUCUCCUCCCCAGUAUGGCUACAUUGAGAAUAUCCUGCCCAGUCCUGGAUUUGAGAAAAGCAACACAGGCAUCAGCAUCGCCUCCUUCUCUUACAGUGACAUCAUGAACGAACAUGUGAACUAUGUCCAGUCCAGACACCAGAGGAUUGAGCCAACCGCUGACCAGUUCAUGCUCUGCGUCUCUGACGGGAAACACACCUCUGCGCACGUCCACUUCUACAUCAUCAUCAACCCCAUCAAUGACGAGGUCCCGGAGUUUCUCGCCAGAAAUAUCACGGUGCGAGAGGGCCAUAUGAAGGAGCUGGACCCUGCUGUUAUAAACGCGGUGGAUCUGGACAUCCCUAAGAACAAACUGCUGUUCAGCGUGGUCCAGGCCCCCCAGCAUGGCACCAUCAUGGGCCGAACGUAUGGCAACGACGUGCCCGCCAAUGGAAGACCCGUCAACAGGCACAGGGACGCAGAGGUGCUGGUCCAGGACUUCACCAUGCAGGAGUUGAGGAAUGGUAUGUCUCUGAUGUACAUGCAUGAUGACUCUGAGAACAUGGUGGACAGCUUCACCAUCCAGCUGAACGAUGGGAAACACCAGCUCCAGAGGCACGUGAUGGUCAACGUACUCCCUGUCAAUGACGAGGAGCCUCGAGUCAUAAGGAACAAUGGACUGGAGGUGGAGGCAGGCGAGGCUAGGCUGAUCUCCAGUGCUAUUCUCUUUGCUCAGGACAGCGACACUACCUCUCAGGAGAUAGUCUACAUGUUGGAGAGCGUUCCCACUCAGGGACUGCUACAGGUUAAGGUAGGCUCUGACUGGGUGACCCAGUCUGCGGGGAUGAACUGCACCCAGGAGACAGUGGACAUGAACCUGCUGCGCUACCUCCAUACCGGGCCACUGGGACACACACAGGAUUUCUUUGUGUUCCACCUGCUGGACGGGAAGAACCGUUCCCCCGCGCAGCACUUCCACAUCUCCCUCAAGGACAUGGAGAAAGGAGACAUUGCCAUUUUUGUGAAGCCGGUGAAGACCAGCCGCGGUGAGCGCGUGGUUCUGACCACAGACGUCCUGCUGGCGACGGACGGUACAGACAAACCGGAGGAGCUGUUCUACAUCGUUACAGUCCCCCCCGGCAACGGACACAUGGAGUACAUCAAACACCCUGGGGUGGCCAUCAGCACCUUCAGCCAGAUGGACAUCGCUGCCAACCUGGUGGGCUACGUCCACGACAACAGAGCCACCGCGUCGUUGGAGACACUACAGUUCGUCGUCAGCAAUGGCAAGGCCACCCGUAACGGCACCCUGGAGAUUUACGUUGAGACCACCGACCGCGUGCUGCCAUCACUGACCUGUAACAGCGGCUUGAGAGUCCCUCAGGACUCCUCCGUGGCGGUGACCCCUGACGCCCUCGCCUUGUCAGACCCCGACACCCCACCCAGUGACCUGCUCUUCUUCCUGGCCCAGCCUCCGCAGUACGGCACACUGCUUCGUGGCGGUGUCCCGCUCGCUGCCGGGGGUAACUUCACCCAGUGGGACCUGCAGGAGCUGGAGGUGACUUACAGGCACGGGGGCGGCCCGUCGCAGAUCGACCGCUUUGCCUUCACGGCCUCAGACACUACCAACAGGAGUUUCCUGCUGGAGGGGAGGGUGCAGACGGAACCUGUUAUCUUUACCAUUCAGAUUGAGCCUUUGGACAGCUCGGCUCCUGAGGUUGUGCAGCUGCAGUCUCUGUGGAAGGCUGAAGUCCUGUCUGACGGUCGCUAUGGGAUCUACCUCUCGUACCGGGAGCUGAGAGCGCAGGACGGCAACACCAAGGAUGAAGACCUCACCUUCCACAUCCACAGGCCACCAUACUUUGGCUACCUGGAGAAUACGAUUAAAGGCAGCUUUAUCCAGCAGCGUUUCACUCAGAGGGACCUGAGCAAAAGGACUAUCGUGUAUAUCAUAGACCCAGCGACAGAAGCCCUGUCGGACAGCCUGGAGUUCAGAGUGUCCGACCCGCUGGGGAACACUGGGCCCUCCCACACGCUGGAGCUGAAGUGGUCUCGUGUGGAGCUGGCUGUGUCUGAGUACCAGGCAUGUGAGAACCAGGGCACUGUCUCACUGGACGUCCUACGGAAAGGCAACAUGGCCGAGUCCUCGUACAUCACCAUCAAGGUGAGAGAUGUCACAGCGACUGCUGGAAAGGAUUUCACUCUGAGCCCGUCCAGCCUAAUCCAGUUUGAUCCUGGCGUAUCCAAAAGGAGCUGGCGUAUUGAAAUGACCCAAGAUCACCUGGAGGAGGCAGAGGAGACAUUUGAAGUGACACUGGUGUCCCCUGAGGGAACCGUAGUAGGCAGCACCUCCAAAGCGCUGGUUAAAAUCAAGGACUCUGGGAAAGGACAGUGUGGAUCCAGUCGGGCCCCUAUGGGCUCCAGUCUGGGGGGGAAGCAGGUUCAGUCAGGGCCGUACCCCCAACAUGGCUCCAUUCAUUUGGAGACACUACCCCUUGCCAAGGGAGACCAGCAGAUGACCUGGACCCGGGGCGAUGGUAUGCCCCAGUCUGUGCCCGCUGCUGUGCCCGCCACGCCCAAUAUGAAACUCAGAGCCAUGGCCAACAGAAAGACGAUUCCACCAUCAUCAGUCCAUCGUAAUGGAACAGACACUGUGUUCAUGUACCACGGGAUCAUGUCCGUGCGCCUGGAGGAUGACAAGUCUCUGUCUAGGAAGGGAAGGAAGGCUAAUAUUCAGGUGACCAGCAGAGGGCGGCAGCAACAUGCAGCCGCAGCACCACCAGUGGCUCCCAACCUCAACCCUAAACCUGUCCCUAAGACGAAGAGUGACCACUUGCUCCCACGUUCAAUGCCUGAGCAGCCCAAUAAGGAGCCUUCACCUAGCUCUGGCCCUAAACCCUGUGUCCCAGAGCUGAUGGGGCUCCUACACUUUAACCAGAGCUCAGGCGGGCUCCUCCGCUGCAACGGGAUCUCCUGGAAGCCCUGGGCUCCCACUGAUGAGAUGGUCAGUGCUCAGAAUUGUCGUAAGGGCUGGACCUAUCACAGUGGCAACUGCUACUUCCUGAGCACCGAGCGCAAGUCGUCGUGGAGCACCGCCAUCAGAGCAUGCAGGGAGAGUCACCAAGCCAAUCUGGUGAGCAUUUUUUCCAAGGCUGACAUGGACUGGCUGUGGGACUUCAGUGGAAGGAAGCCAUUCUGGAUAGGUCUAAACGACAGGGAGAGCCGAGGACGCUGGGAGUGGGUGGGUGGAGAACCCAUCACCUACACCAACUGGUGGAAGAGCCCGGCCAGAGGCAAGAGGAAGGGGACCAGGAGGUGUGUUCUGGUGUGGAGGAGGGCCAAGUGGCAGAUCAGAGACUGUAAGACAGGCAGGGGACAUCUCUACAUGUGUUACAUCAAGACGUGAGCCGAGGGGGAUCCCUACGUUGGAUUGAUGCUAUGAAUCGGAACUAUUUUCUUUUCACUGCUGUUCCAACAGGAGCUGACCCUCAAGACAAGUUGCAUUCAUACAGGUAACAUCAACCAAUCACCCAAAAGGAGAUUUACUACGUUACUACAGAGAUAGAUGAAGAGGUCAGCUUUAAUGAAACGGAAGUACUGCAUCACAUCAGUCGCAAACAUGUCACACAUGCACCGCUGAAGCUCACGCUUUUCCCAGCUACUGUAGUUUAAAGGGAUCGUUCGCUCCAAUGACACUGGAUUCCUUACCAUUCUUAAUGUUGAGUAGCUUUAACAUGUACCGGACUGUUCACGUGUGUAACAGCUAUACUUAUUACUAUUAUUAUUGUUGAGUGCUGUAACUGCUCCACUGGUCAUCUGUGUAAUAUUUAAUAUCUGUGUAUAACAAAUUGUAUUGUGAGUAAUGCAUACCUCUCAACGUGUACAUUUCAAGUAUUAUUUGAUUUCACCGUCUCAAGGUUGUAUUCAAAUGUACGGUCCUUGAUGGUAGUAACACUGUCUUGUCUGAAAUCAGUCAUAACUGGGUUUGUGGACUAUAGUAUUUCUGUAUUAACAAAAUGUAAUAUUUUAUGACUAACAACGUGAGAUUCAGGUUACUCUCAUCACUGACACUACACUCAAUGGCCAGUUUAUUAGGUAUGCCAUCCUGUUCACUAAAAUGCUUUGCGCCUACAGACAGUGAGUCACGUGGCCGUGGCUUUCUAUAUAGAGCAGGCAGACAGGCAUCGAGGCAGUCAGUCACAGUUAGAUUGAACGUUCGAGUGGGGGGAAACUAGUGACCUAAGCAACUUUGAGCGUGGUAUAUUAGCUCCAGUAUCUCAGAAAGCAGCUCGUUGAAGAGAGGUCGAGGGAGAAUGGCAAGAAUUGUGCAAGCUAACAGGCGUGCCACAAACUGGCAGAUAACGGAAAAACAUUGAGUGGAAAAACAUUGCCUGUGUCAUGCUGAUGGCAUAGUCAGGAUUUUGGCGUCCAUGACCCCAUCCUGGUGUCAACGGUACAGGCUGGUGGUGGUGCUGUAAUGGUGUCAGGAAUGUUUUCCUGGCGUGAGGAGCAACGUAUUGAGCAACGUUUCCAGAUCCCAAAGAAUUUGAGCCGUUCUGGAUGCAAACGGACGUCCGACCCAGUACUAGAUGGGCGCACUUAAUACUGGCCACUGAGUGUAUAUGGUGCCAACUCUACAGUUCACAUUAUGCCACAGAAACUCAAAUACACAAAUACAGAAAGGCAUCAGCUGCCUUCGAGACAGCAUGCAGUUGUGGGAUCACUCAGUUGCUUUCUCAAAUUACAUUGUGACAGUUGCAACAUUUUAGCCAGUUACUGUACAGAAUUUAUUUUAAUUUCACAUUCCAUUUAAAAUGUAAUGAUUUGUAUGCAAUUAUUUUAUAAACGUAUAUUAUUCCAGAAAUCUA